CAAAGACAGAAUUUACAUUUCCUAGAAAUAGAGAAUGAGCAUUAUGUAGUUGGUUUUCAAAUACAAAAGUUUUCAACGAUUGGAUACUUUGAAACGCGACUUUUAAGUGAAGGAUAAAAUUGAGAAUAGUCCACGUUGCAGAUAAAUCUAAAUUGUGCCGCUCGAUCUUUAAAAUAAAUAAAUAUACUAUAUUAUGUAUAUUUUUUAUAUAUAUAAAAAAUAUAUACGUAUAUUCGGUGCGCGGACACCAUAGUUGCUAGGGAGUGCAGUGUCCUGUUUAAAAUCUAAACCAAAGCGGAUUGAUACACAAUUUGAAGCGGCAAAGAGCGCGUAGGACUGUAGUACACUUGAUUAUCAUAUUUAUCAAGUCGUUGUUAGGUACAGUAGGUAGUAAGAUCAAAUCAACAUCAAAAUGGCAGAUCAACUGACAGAGGAACAAAUUGCUGAGUUCAAAGAAGCCUUCUCGCUGUUCGAUAAAGAUGGAGAUGGCACCAUCACCACCAAAGAGCUGGGCACAGUGAUGCGCUCGCUGGGACAGAACCCCACAGAGGCCGAGCUGCAGGACAUGAUAAAUGAGGUGGAUGCUGAUGGAAAUGGAACCAUUGACUUCCCUGAGUUCCUGACCAUGAUGGCUAGGAAGAUGAAGGACACUGACAGUGAGGAGGAAAUCAGAGAAGCUUUCAGAGUCUUUGACAAGGACGGUAACGGCUAUAUCAGUGCUGCAGAGCUGCGUCACGUUAUGACAAACCUUGGUGAGAAACUGACAGACGAGGAGGUGGAUGAGAUGAUCCGGGAGGCUGAUAUCGAUGGAGAUGGACAGGUCAACUACGAAGAAUUUGUGCAGAUGAUGACGGCAAAAUAAUACCGUAAACCCAAAAGAACCCUUCACCACCAGACCAAACAGUGGACAACACACUCACUGUCAACACUCGAGUGUCCUCUUAUUUAUUUUUGCUUUGCAUUUGGUUGCUUUCCCCCUUUGUCCAUUUCGCUUGAUUCAGGCUCAUCUGCAAAAUCUGUUUUCUUUCAUUGUUCCUCUCUUAUGCUCUUUUCUUUGACAUUUUCUGUUUUCUCUCAAGUAAAAUAUUUACAUAAACAUAUACUAAAAUUGUCGAAAACAAACAUGAACAAUUUCAAGCUAAAAUAUAUACAGGAAGAGAAAUGCAUGCUGUGUUACUUUGGGAAUAUUUUUGUGCUACACUGCUUGCAUUGUUUUUUGUUUAUUACAUGGUCUAUUCUCAUGCCAUUUACGGUUGUAGAUAUUUGCUAACUUUUAGAAAUGCAAAAGAUUAACAUGAUGGGAGGUGACAGGAUUUUAACAAUGAAAUAGACUAAUGUACUUCCAUGUGUGUAUGCGCAUGUUUUGGUAAACAUUUUUGAUAUGUACGUUUGGGUAUAGCAGACAUGGUUGUCCAAGGACUCCCCUGUGCUGUAUGCAUAUCUCCAUUAUGUCCUGACAUUAAACAUUUUGAAAAUGUUCUUCUGCUAGAGCAGGGGUGUGUUCAUUAUGCUGAUUCUGUUGCAAAAUGUUUUUGAUUAAACUGCGAACAGAA
Molecule: messenger RNA, 1553 nt
Organism: Oncorhynchus keta (chum salmon)
Lineage: Eukaryota; Metazoa; Chordata; Actinopteri; Salmoniformes; Salmonidae
Product: calmodulin-1
Exons: 6
Coding region: 413-862 (149 amino acids)
Molecular function (GO): calcium ion binding
Source: RefSeq, a predicted model, not a curated record